AGCAGACGGGAAGCCUCUCACGGACAAAUGGCGUCUCUCCGGUGCGGAGCAGCUGAUUUCCCACCGAGCACGGCAGCACGGACGGCGGAGAGCUAAACACACACCGCCCCCGGAUUUCUUUGCAGCAAGAUCGCGUCUUGCUUUCCGCUGGGCUCGUGUAGCAGCGGCGGCUGGACGUUGCGCACUCUCUAGUGGUCGAGAUUAGACGCUGUUCCGGUGUAAUAACAAUCCCACUGUCAAGCAAAACACAGAGGAGAGUGUCAGCUGCAGCUCGUGCUUCCCGCUGCUUUGCUUAUUUAUCUACGCUGCCUUGUUUUUCUGUUUUGGCCUCCGCUGAUGGUUAUAUGUGUAUCACCAGGGCCUGUAGGCGACAGUAGCAGGUCAAAUGUUUCCACCCUGACGUUGGAGGGACACAUAAUGAACAUGGGCAUCACCCCUUCAGAGAUAUCCUCCUCCUCCUCUGCCUGACUGGUUGGCCGCCUCUUCGUUAAUCCAAUUCAGGAGAUCAUCUUUUCAACCUUUUCCCGAGGUUACACCAUCAAGACGGCGUUAUCUCAGAAAGCCAGCUCUGUGGCGGUGAAGAUGACCACGGCACGGUACCGUCCCACCUGGGAGCUGGCCGUGGACCCCCUGGUCUCGUGUAAGCUGUGCCUUGGAGAGUUCCCUCUGGAGCAGAUGACCACCAUCACACAGUGCCAAUGUGUCUUCUGUACACUGUGCCUGAAGCAGUAUGUGGAACUCCUGAUUAAAGAAGGCCUUGAAACUGCAAUUAGCUGUCCAGACUCUGCCUGUCCCAAAAGAGGACACUUGCAGGAGAAUGAGAUCGAGUGCAUGGUGGCCACAGAGAUGAUGCAGAGAUACAAGAAGCUUCAGUUUGAGAGGGAGGUGCUUCUGGACCCAUGCCGGACAUGGUGCCCUUCUUCGACUUGCCAGGCCGUGUGCCAACUAAAGGAAGCAGAUUCUCCUGCGCUGCCCCAGCUGGUCCAGUGCGCCGUCUGUGCCCUUGAGUUCUGCUCGGCCUGCAAGGCCAACUGGCACCCCGGACAGGCCUGCCAGGAGAACAACUUGCCCAUUACCUCCUUCCUGCCAGGAGAAAACAGUUCUUUCUACAAGAAUGAAGAGGAUGACGCACCGAUCAAGCGCUGUCCUAAAUGUAAAGUUUACAUCGAGAGGGACGAGGGCUGUGCACAGAUGAUGUGCAAGAACUGCAAACAUGCCUUCUGCUGGUACUGUCUCGAGUCCCUUGAUGACGACUUUCUCCUGAUCCACUAUGACAAAGGGCCCUGUCGAAACAAACUGGGACACUCCAGGGCUUCUGUUAUCUGGCACAGAACACAGGUCGUGGGUAUCUUUGCUGGCUUCGGCCUGCUCCUGCUGGUUGCCUCCCCCUUCCUCCUUUUGGCCACUCCCAUCGUCCUCUGCUGCAAGUGCAAGUGCAGCAAAGGAGAUGACGACCCAUUGCCAACCUAAACACACCAUCAGAGCUGGAGCGGAGAGCCGCUUCAUGGAUGGGCCAUGUUUUCUUUUAUCCUUUUCACCCCUUUGCGUUCCUCUCCUCCCACCAGCUUUGAGUGCUUCAUUUAUUUUGGGCUGAGCCUGCACCAGCCCCGGCCGCUUCGGGAUCCAUCGCUCUGCAUGAGAGAGGCAUGGCAGGAAAGCGACCCAAUACCUUGGCCUGAAGAGAGGUGCAAGGUCAACGGUCAGAGGUCAGACUUGUCUAUGGACCACUGUGUCCGCGUGUUUGACGGUGGUGGUUUGGGCAUGUGGAGGAAGUCUGGGUCAUUUCAAGUGGUCUUUUUGUGGGUUACUGUGGUGUGGGUCACUACAAACAAAGGAAAAAUCAAAGUUAAGAAAUGCUUUUUCUCUUGUAUGGACAAUACAAUGCAGUAGCCACCUUAGAAAGAACUUUUACUUUAUCACUCUGUUUUGUCGGUUUGUCGUACGCAACAAAAGCUUUUUUCCUCACCACCACACUCAAUGUAGCUCUACAGAUUCAGUCAGUAGCAUUAGAGUUACACCACAUGUUUGGUGUUCACUCGAUUUGCACACAGGACAUGAUUUCUACGUCAUGUUCACGGCUGAGGUAGAGACGGGAGGCUGUUCACUCAACUCAAUGUACAGCACAUCCUCUUGAUGAUGUCAAUGUUUUAUAACCUUUUGCUUUUAUUAGAACUGUGCUCAGAAUAGUGUCCAUGUGUUGUACUUUUGAGUGUUUUCCUAACUGUAAGGUACACUUAUUAAAGGGGAUUGCCACUCAAAUCUAAAAAAUACAAUUAUUUUCUAUGGUUAAAGUGACAGUGAAGUUUAGUUUUGUUUGACUUUCAGCUUCUUUUCCCCAUACCUUUUCGCUGAAUUUAUUGUCUUUAAGACAUUAUACAUCUUUGUGAGAGAGUUUUUGUUCACGGAACAUUUUUAUGAUCUUAUAUCCAGAAGUUUCCGAAAAAGAGUGGCGCUCCCCUUUAAAUUCAGCAUUAAUUGAAAGUCUAUUAGAGGACUUUGUAUCCACAUGUUGUGGAACCAUUUUAAUACAACAGUAAAAGAGAUGUCACUCCCGUAAUACUCAGUCCCCAGGUGGUGGUUGAGCCAAAUAGAAAUGAAUAGCCUUAAAUUGAGACUAGCCAAAAUCGGGCAUUUCCCCCCUGUGCAUUAAAAAAGUGAAGUCCAAAUAAUCCCAGGGAAAGCAUGUUUAACAGCAUUUUAGAGCAUUACAGACAGUCAGUGAAGCCCUUUAUAUCCAGAUGAUUCUAUGAUGUCAUCCAUAUGCCACACUGUUAAUAGCCAUACUGUAAAAAAAAAAAAAAAUAAAUAAUUUUAAAAAAAGGAAGAACAAAACUGUCCUAAACUGAUGUUUUGUGUGACCUAGGGUCUGUAUUUCCUAAGCCUUUUUGAGCAGGAGAGCUACACCAUCACAAGUUAUCUAAAGCUUAAAGCUGCAGUAAGUGACUUUUAUGAAAAAAAUAUGUUGUUAUAUUUGCUCAAAGUAUUACUAUUUCUCUUUCCUUUCUUUCAGUAGCGCAUGAGAAUAUGAUAAUCUGUUAAAAAAUGUGGUUCUCGUGGCCUAGCGCUCCUGAUGGCAUUUACGAGGAUCCACUGUGCCUAAACAAAAAUACCCAACCAGUGUCUGGGGCUGUAUUUACAAAGCUUCUUAGUACAAAGAGCUGCUCCUAGUGACGAACGUCGAAGAAAAUUCUUUUGACAUUUUCUAUUAAUUUCUACUUAAAGUUAAGACUAGAUCUUGCUAAGGAUCAAACUUAUUCACAGCAUCUUAACCCCUUAAGGAAGCCCCAAAGGUAAAAACGUGUUGUAGUAGAGGAGGACUUUUAAGAGGCUUUAGAAUUUCUGAGGCAGAGUAGAAAAUGACAAACACAAAGAGGUUGGAGAAAAAUUAUCCAAAUGCUGGAUGACAGUGAGUUAAUGAAAUGCCACAUAUUAGAUUGUGCAGGGAUUGUGGUCGCUUUCUCCCAUCCAACGCAACAACCGUAUAACGCCAGAAAAGAUCACUUCAUAAGAUAUUUGGCGAGUGAAAAAAAUGCAACAAUGCAGCAGUGUGAUCACACAAAAAGCACUUUCACUGUCUCAUAUUCAGGCAGUUAAUUUCAAUUCCUCUGGGUGUCCACACCUUGCAGGCACACAAAAGCACAUCUGUGACAACCAAUCACGCCUUUUAAAAGAAUGUAUCAUACCUGGCAAUGGGGUCAACUGCACCUCCUCACUAAAGUCUCUGUCCCUUUCUUGCUCACAGUUGCUCUUAGACUUUUCCUCAAUCAUUCUAAAGCUGGGACUCCUUGCUAUAAUUUUUUAUGCUAAGUUAGGAGCUCUCUAUAGAGUUUUUUCCGAAUGUUUGUAAAUACAGUCCCAAGAGUAGUCUCUAAUGCAUGAUGCAAUGCUAACAACAGCGUAUAGGGCAAAGACAAGUAAACAGAAGACGACGACAAUGAACAGCUUGCUUUCACUUUCACACCUUCUGGUUCUUAUUGGUUAUUUUCCUUUAGCAGUGGAGUCUUGUAAAUGCCAUUAUGAGCACUAGGAGCAGCCAGACGAACAUGUUUUGUGUUUGUUUUUUUGAGAUUGCCUGUCUCCUGUACUACUGUCAGGAAAUGACAAUAGUUUCAUCAAAUAUGGCAAAAAGUUAUUUUCAUUAAAGUAACUUACUGUACCUUCAACUCAGAUCAUAUCUCCCACUCUUUUAGGCUUAACAAAUACCUGCCCAAAUUGCAAACUUGCAUAUGUUAGUGGUCCGAGUGUCAGUGUUUUGUUUUGUUGGUAGUUAGACCUCCAACAACAAGCAGCUACUCCCGGCAGGGGCAUCAGAAAAUCCUAUAGAGUAAAUAUUUAAAAAAAUGUUCCGUUUUUGGGCACAUACAAUUAUGAAGCUGCUCUAUACUAUAUCACUUUAUCUAUGCAAGUUUGUACAUUACCAUUCUUCUAUAGAUUUAUCAUAACCAACUGUAUGUCAUGAGUGGGUUUAUAUAGUGAACACUGCAGAAUGUCACCAUAUAUGUGCAUAUCAUGGCUUUUAUUUAGUCAGGGAGUUAUUCAGAAACUAUCCAUUUUAUAUUCAUCUUCUGUGUUGCUGUAAUCUUUCUUUUAGUUUUAUGUUAAGUUUGUGAGCUUGACAACCGGGACAGAAUUUGGCCAUUUUCAGUUGUAAGUGUCUUCAUUUUUUGGGGAGGGGGCGGGGGAGCCUCACAAAAAAAGUAAAGGAACAAAGGUGAGGCUAUUUACUUCUAAAUGAAUUAUUUUAGCAUGUUUGUCGACAUUUCAUAAAUUCAGUUUUUUGUUCCCAUGCAAAGCCAUUUUAACAAUUUGCAAAAGCCAUUUACUCCUGCUUUCUUUGCCCCUCGGUCUGGUGUAAUUUACCAGUGUUUAUGUAGCAUUUCAUGAGAAGUGUGGCUACAGUUACCAAAAAAAAACAAUGAUCAAUAGCUAACAAUAGUAGCUAAUCUAAGUUUAACAGUAGCUAAUCUGCAACUCUCUCCAGUCCUCAAAUUUAGCUCCAACAUUCAAUAUAAGAAUCCUAGUUAUUAGUAGCCUUACAUUUUCAGAAAUUACCUGUAGCCUGUGUUGCUUUCACUGACCUCACCUGCUGUAUAAGCAUGAUAAUUUGAUAUCAUAAGCAGUCAAAUUUUCUAUUUUAAAAGUUUGGUGCUUUUCCCCAAAAAAGUUAGUAUCCUCAAGCUUUUGUCGUUUUAAUGACAAUCGUGCCAAGCAGAUUUCCUGGAAGGGAUAAGGAAACAGAGCUGUCUACUGUAUGUGCAUUUUGACCAUGUAUUUGUAAUGUAUUAACAGUUUUUACAGGGUGGAAAAUAAUAUUUUAAUGCUUCUUUAUGUAAACGCUGCACUGUACAUGGGUUUUAUUGUUUUACUUCUUGAUAUGAUCCGUGAUGUGCGUGGUAUGGUGCCUGCUGUGUUUAACAGGGGAGUUUAGCAGCUGAAAUCGAUGUCUAUUCGAUAGAAAACCCAAUACAUGUGAGAGGUUGCAACUGUACUUUUUAGGGGGUUAAUGUUAUCAAGGCUCUGAUAUCACCAGGAUCAAGUUCAAAUAGUGCAAAAAUAUUAAUUUAAACACAACUGUCACCACCAUUUAAGUUUUGGAUGGGCACAAACGUACUAAAGUCAAACAAAAUUAUGACCACUUCCAUUUUUUUUUCUGCACAACAUUCUCCUUUACUUAUGUUUGCUGGCAUCACUGAACAGGUAGAUACUGUAUUAUGCAACAAACACAUAAGGGCCAAACAGCAAACAUUACAAUCACUGCGGUAUCACAUUGCAUAUUGUUUUCUACACUCAACACUUGUUAGGGCCUGUAGAAAAAUUCAAGCAGACAAAACAUCAGCGCAGGUGUUAGAAAUGGGACAGUCGGACCGAGUUAAGGGCUUGCUUCCAAAAUUUGGCUCAUGGAAGAGAAGCAAGGUCAAAUUUAGGGCAGGUACAGAGGCUGAGUCCUUGCCGCAGUGGUUGCGGGUUCGACUCCGGCCCUUUGUUGCAUGUCGUCCCCUCUUUUUUUUUACCCCCUUUCACACGUACACUCUGUCCUAUCAAAUAAAGGCCAAAAAAAGAAGCCCUAAAAAUAUCUUUAAAAAAUAAAAAAAUAAUUUGGCUCUUUGAAGAGAAGCAAGGCAAAAUUAAUGCUACAAAAGCUCAAAAUUGACUUAGCAACUAUCCUAAGAUCAAGUUUGGUUACGAGCAGCAAUUUAUAUUUUAUAACCAGUUGUGUCAAGAGAUGAAGCUGCAUGAUUUUUCUCUGACUUCUACAUGUUAAAUAUUACAAUAUUGUAGCCUCUAAAGAUCUUUGGAAUGGUAGCGUUGUCACUCUGUCACUCAGCUGUCUGGUUUUUGUUUUAGUUGUUUUUUUCCCCUCUUUAAUAAUCAGCCAUAUAAUAUUAUACAGUGUUGGUCCGCCUUCCUCAAUUCAGCAGGUUGGCUUCACGUGUGUUACUUUUUUUUUUCUUUUUUUUUUAUACGGCUGUUUUACAUUGUAGUUUGUUGUAUUUGCAUUAUCUGUUUUAUGAACGGAAUUCUUCAGGCCUGAUUGGUCAAUUAAAAUUAAAUCAGUCACCUCA
Messenger RNA from Plectropomus leopardus (leopard coralgrouper), 6563 nucleotides. It is a transcript of the gene rnf144aa, whose product is annotated as ring finger protein 144aa. Gene Ontology annotation, molecular function: ubiquitin-protein transferase activity; zinc ion binding. The record is from RefSeq and is a predicted model, not a curated record. NCBI's taxonomy places the organism in Eukaryota, Metazoa, Chordata, Actinopteri, Perciformes, Serranidae. Gene Ontology annotation, biological process: protein ubiquitination.